ACUGUAACCGAAUUAUAUAAAAUUAUUAUUUGUUGACGACCAUUUUGCUGUAGUUGGUCUUUCAUUUUUGAUCCAUCCAAGAAAUUUGACUAUUUUAAAGCUUAAAAAUGAAAAUAGAUUCCAAUAACGAAGAAAAUAUUCAGAAUGAAGAAGCGGGAAAGCUGUUUGUUGGUGGUUUGAGUUGGGAAACCUCACAAGAAAAGCUUCAAGAAUAUUUUUCUCGCUUUGGAGAAGUAGUUGAUUGUGUGGUUAUGAAAAAUAAUGAGACUGGCAGAUCUCGUGGAUUUGGUUUUGUUACUUUCAAAGAUGUAAGCUGCGUUGCUAAAGUGUUAUCCAAUGGACCACAUGAAGUGGAUGGCAGAACAAUUGAUCCAAAAGUUUGUAGCUCAAGAGAUUCUCAGCAGGGCAAGAAGGCAGGCCAAUUCCCAAAAGUAUUUCUGGGUGGACUACCUCCAAAUUGUACGGAGACUGACCUCCGUAGUUUUUUCUCAAGAUAUGGAACUGUUAUUGAAGUUGUUUUAAUGUAUGAUCAAGAAAAAAAGAAGUCUAGAGGAUUUGGAUUUUUAUCGUUCGAGACAGAAGACAGCGUGAAACAAGUAUGCGCUGAGCAUUUUGUGAAAAUCAAUGGGAAGAAGAUUGAAUGUAAGCAUGCUGAACCACAGGAUAAAAAGAGGCCCUCACAAGGUCAAAAUGCUGGCCCUUCAAAUCAGUGGGGUGGUCCAUCUAUGGGCCCAGGAUGGGGACCUGGUGCUCCAGCUCCAGGUGCACCUGGACCAUGUGGACCAGCUAUGGGUCCUGGUGGUCCUCCUGGACCUAUGCCUGGUCCAAUGGGUCCUCCAAUGAAUAAUGGAAUGUGCCCACCUGGUGGUUAUCAAGGGGGGUGGGGUGCACCUCCUUAUGGACCUCAAGGUGGCUGGGGACCCCAACCUGGUGGCUAUGGUCCUGGAUAUAACAACUGGGGAUGUGGACCUGGAUAUGGUCCUGGCUACAAUGGUCCUUCUGGUCCUCAAGGUUAUGGUCAACCAGGCUAUGGUGGUUAUGGCUAUGGCAAUUAUGGGUAUGGUGGACCCAUGCCCGGCCCUGGUGGUCCACCACCUCCCAAUCCUCCUGCACCUGGAACUGAAAACUUUUCUGGCCCUGGAAUGGGUGGUCCUCCUUCUGGGGGCCCCUCUGGGUCUGGUACAUCAUCAAGCUCUCAAUCUGGGUCUAAUCCUUCGGGAAUGGGAAAUUAUUCUCAAGAACCAUCUAACUUUGGUCCAUCUAGACCAGGAUAUGGUCCAGGUUAUGGUUCUGGUCCAAACAAUUAUAAUUCUGGAAAUUAUCCCCCACAAGGGAACUACAAUACUCCAGUGGGAGGUCCUGAUUCCUCUCGUGGUUCUGGUCAAGGUCAAGGUUACCAUCCCUAUCGACGUUAAACAAAACCCAUGUAGGAGCAAACCGUUUUGUAUAUUGACAUUGUUGUGAAGUUUUUGUUUUAAUACGGUUUUGGAAAUCAUUGUUUCAUUUUUUUUCAACGCACCGUUGUUUUUUAUGCAGUGUGACCUUAUAUAUCCUCUGAGCAGGUAUAUGGUAAUAAAUUUGUAAACAAUCAUGAAAACCCAUGCAUCAUUAUUGAAUGUAAAGAGUAAUGUUUUGUUAGAUCAAAUCAUUGUUUCCCUUCUUUUAUUUUGAAUCCAGAUAUUGUCAUAUUUUCAUCAUUGCUAAUCUACAAAAUUGUUAAUUAUAUUGGCUGUCUCAUGUAUGGAUUUUAGUUUAAAUAAAUAAAAAAAAACUUUGUAAAA
Parasteatoda tepidariorum (common house spider) is the source of this 1781-nucleotide messenger RNA. RefSeq lists its product as uncharacterized. Gene Ontology annotation, cellular component: cytoplasm. The record is from RefSeq and is a predicted model, not a curated record. Gene Ontology annotation, biological process: regulation of translation. Gene Ontology annotation, molecular function: mRNA binding. Lineage: Eukaryota; Metazoa; Arthropoda; Arachnida; Araneae; Theridiidae.